Molecule: messenger RNA, 681 nt
Organism: Lottia gigantea (owl limpet)
Lineage: Eukaryota; Metazoa; Mollusca; Gastropoda; Lottiidae
Exons: 1
Coding region: 1-681 (226 amino acids)
Source: RefSeq, a predicted model, not a curated record
AUGGCAAAUAAAAUACUAGAUCCAAUCAUUAGAUUAUACGAUCCGAUUCGUUAUUCAUUUAACACGAAAAAAGAGGAUUAUAUUACCAUCUCACCCACUGUUGGUUCUAAACCCCAAUUGAAUGAUGGUGGUAGAAUUACCUUCGAAAUAAAUUCAUUAUCGAAUUGGUUGCUUCUUUCCGAUGCUUAUUUCAGAUGUGAUUUGAAAAUUAAAGAUGGAACUCAGAAUCAAGCUCCUCAAACUAAUACAACGUUAGAAAACUAUUUCUUUCCAUCUUUAUUUAGCGAGAUGGUUUUGGAAGCUGGUUCAAAUCCGAUAGAAACAAUUAAACACCCUGGGGAAUUUGACACAAUGUUGAAAACAGUUUUAUAUCCUAAAGAUUUCGAUUCAGUCUCAGGUUGGAUACCCGAUGUUGGCGAUGGAAGUGUUUUAAAAGAACCGGUAAGAAAUGUUGCUGGAUUAGAUAGAGUGAGAGUUGUUGCUCGAAACACAAUAGAAAGAGUAGCACGAGCAGCUAAUCAUGGAUUUGAAAAUCGAGUACUUCAGUACAAUAAUAUUGUUGAGAAUAAUAGGUGGGAUAAUUGGAAAUUAUAUCCUUUAUUCGGUAAAAAAUUCAUCUACAAAAAGAAAUCAACGACGAUAAGAUAUUCUUUAGAGAGAAUGGUUCAGAUGCAAAAUUAG